Molecule: messenger RNA, 2489 nt
Organism: Punica granatum (pomegranate)
Lineage: Eukaryota; Viridiplantae; Streptophyta; Magnoliopsida; Myrtales; Lythraceae
Source: RefSeq, a predicted model, not a curated record
ACAAAAGUGCAGCUCGCUCACUCCUCGAAACCGAGACCCCGAGUCACCGAGCACCUGAGACUGAGUUCGUGCUCCGUCCUCGAAGCAGCUUUGAUGCUUUGCCACGAUGCUUCAACUGAUAUGAGAUGAUGAUCCCGGCUUUAUCGCGGAUUUGGUUUGAGUAGUUAGUUUCACUUCGAGCUGCUUUCUUUGUGUCACAGCAAUAGCAAUUGCUUCCAUGGCCAAUCAACAGAUUCUGCCAUUGUUGUUGCUUGCACUAUACACCCCUUUUCUCCUCUCUGCUAAUCUGGCGGAGUCAUCUUAUGAAGAAAAUGAUGAUUCACCCAUUGCCCGGUUCAGGCAAUACCUUAGAAUAAACACAGCCCACCCGAACCCCGACUAUGCCCCUGCAGUUUCCUUCCUCAAGACCCAAGCUCUGUCCAUUUCCCUCCAAACCCGAGUCCUCGAAUUCGUCCCGAGCAAGCCAGUGCUUCUCGUGACAUGGCCGGGCUCGAACCCGUCACUCCCUUCGGUACUCUUAAACUCCCACAUGGACUCCGUCCCCGUAGAGCCCGAGAAAUGGGUGCACCCUCCCUUCUCUGCCAUCAGAUCUCCUGAUGGUAAGAUCUUUGCCCGUGGGGCGCAGGAUGACAAGUGCAUAGCCGUGCAGUACCUGGAAGCCAUUCGGAACCUCAAGGCUAAAAACUUCAAGCCCACUCGGACAGUUCACAUUUCCUAUGUUCCCGAUGAGGAGAUCGGGGGAUUUGAUGGGGCUGCCAAGUUUGUGCCAUCAAAGGAGUUUGAGGAAUUGAACGUGGGGUUUUACUUGGAUGAAGGGCAGGCUUCGGUUACCGAUGAGUUUAGAGUGUUCUAUGCAGAUAGGUCCCCAUGGCAGCUCGUGAUUAAGGCCAUGGGAGAACCUGGACAUGGUUCCAGAAUGUAUGAUAACAGUGCAAUGGAGAAUAUGAUGAAGAGUGUGGAAGCCAUCAGCAAAUUCAGGGAGAGCCAGUUCAAUAAGGUUAAAGCUGGGAUGGCUGCAAACUCAGAGGUUAUUUCAGUUAAUCCCGUCUAUGUGAAAGCUGGGAUUCCUUCCACCACUGGUUUUGUGAUGAAUAUGCAACCUUCUGAAGCAGAAGCAGGCUUUGAUUGCCGCCUACCUCCGACUGCUGACCCAGAUCUGUUGAAGAAAAGAAUCGCUGAGGAAUGGGCCCCUGAUAUCAGAAAAAUGACAUACCGGAUAACCCAGACAGGACCCAUCAGGGACCACAAAGGGCGUCCUCUGAUGACGAGAACUGAUGAAUCUAACCCAUGGUGGUCAGUUUUUAAUCAAGCUAUUGCGGCAGUAGGAGGCAAGCUAGCAAAGCCCGAGAUUUUAUCUUCAACCAGUGAUUCACGCUACAUCAGGCAGAUGGGGAUUCCUGCUCUCGGGUUCUCACCAAUGACUAAUACUCCCAUAUUGCUCCAUGACCACAAUGAGUUCUUGCAGGAUAAGGUUUUCCUGAAGGGGAUUGAGGUGUAUGAAUCCAUAAUUAGUUCUUUGAGCUCUUUCACGCAAGAAUCGGAUCAACGCCCUGCACUCUGAUUUCUGACUGUUGACGGGAAAUGUUGCAAGCUCUCGGCAAUGCAUAGAGUUGAAUAAAGAGCACAGGAGAUGGCUUCUGACCCGACAUAACAGCAAAUUUAUCUUUAGGUGGGGCUAAAUCCACAUCUCAUAUGGCUAGGUCCACCCCUUUUAUGGUAAAUGGACAAAAUUUCCCUUAAAAAGUGGGCCCUAGAAAAUUGGAUUCUAUGGAGAGAUAAAGGAUAAUUUUGUUCAUGACAAUAAAAGUGGUGGCCCUAGCCAUAUGGGGUGUGGGUUUAGCCCGAGCCAUUAUUUUGCAACAUUGAUAACAGUAACAUCUCCGAAGUGAUCAGUAUUGUUGUUUUCAUGGAAGUUUGAUCGGUAUGAAUUGCAAUUCCAGAUUGUUGUACCUGUACUAUUGGCCUUUUCUGUAAGUUUGGUAAAUCCUUGUAACAUAUGACUGCUCUUGUUGUUCGAAAUAUGUGCACAUGUUUUACAAUUGAGCUCUGAAGGUCUUGGGGUUCUGAGUUGCAGCAAGGCAAGGGGUAGCGAGAGAAUAAUGGGAUACUGAUGAGGGCAAAACGCUGGCAACAGAAAGUCUCGUUUAGCUCUGCGAUCUGCAUGCUGGGAAAGAAAUGGAUGCAUCCCGAAAGAGAUACAACAAACAAAGCAUAUAUCUCUGGGAUCUAUUUACUUUCUGUAUUGGAACAGUCUCCUGGACAAAUUGGAUAUUGCAGUCUCCUGGAGCAAAAAUUCGGCACUUCCCUAGCUACCUUCUCUUCAGACCCGCAGUUUGCUGCUGCUUUCAACUUCUGGUGAUUAUUUGAGAAAACCUGGAGCUUUUUAAGCUCGAAGAGAUGUGGAUACGGGAUUUGUUUACCAGAUACUUACAUUACCGCUUUUUUGUAUUAUAACCCUCCAUAAUCCAUCCCUUCAUAAUCCUCCCUAA